AGGAGAAGGACAGAAGAGUCAUGCAAAGGACGGAUGUGAGAUUUAUGCCUGAGGAAAAGACACUGAUCUCUGCCUGCCGAGGGAAGGCAGGGCCGGGAUCCGCCGGGGCGCUGCGGCUCCGCUCGGGGUUCCAGCUCCGCUCGGGGUCCAGCUCCGCUCGGGGUCCAGCUCCUCUCGGGGCUCCAGCUCCUCUCGGGGUUCCAUCUCCUCUCGGGGUCCAGCUCCUCUCGGGGCUCCAGCCCCGCUCAGGUUCCAGCGAGGCCCCGGCGCCGCCCUCAGCGCCGCCGCCCGGGGCCGUUGCUGUGGCAGCGCGGCGCGUCCGGGAAUGGCGGCGGCGCCUGAGGGCGGCCAUGGUGCGCAUCACUGAAGAUCUUGUUAGAAGACGUGCAGAACAUAACAACUGUGAAAUUUUUUCACUGGAAGAAAUCUCUUUACAUCAGCAGGAAAUAGAAAAGCUUGAGCAUCUUGACAAAUGGUGUAGAGAUUUAAAAAUUCUCUACCUUCAGAAUAACCUCAUUCCAAAAAUUGAAAAUGUGAGCAAACUAAAGAAGCUGGAAUAUUUAAAUGUAGCUUUGAACAACAUUGAAAGAAUUGAAAAUCUGGAAGGCUGUGAAGAAUUGAAGAAACUUGACCUGACAGCAAAUUUCAUUGGUGAACUCUCCAGUAUUGAAUCCCUAAAAUGCAAUAUUCAUCUGAAGGAAUUGUUUCUGAUGGGUAACCCAUGCACUGAAUUUGAAGGUUAUAGACAAUUUGUAGUGGCAACUCUUCAGCAAUUAAAAUAUUUGGAUAGUAAAGAAAUAGAACGUUCAGAGAGGAUUAAAGCCCUUCAAAACUAUCCAGAAGUGCAAUGGAAAAUCAGAGAACAGGAAGAAGCUUACCUUCUCAAAAGGGCCAGAGAAAAGGAAGAGGCUCAAAAAAGGAUGCAAGAAAGAAAGGAUGAGAAACAGAAACAGAUGGACUUUAAGCUUGGAUGUGACAGUCCAGACUCCCCACAGGAAAAACCCAAUCAGGCAGAAGCACAUGGAGAGCGGGAAAGAUGCAGAACAGUUGAAAAUGAUGAUGAAGAAAGAAAAUUUUGGGAGGAGCCUACACCAUACACUCCAGAAUCUAGAUUAGAAACUCACAGAUAUAUUGAAGAAAAACGGAGAGCUAAAGACAAUGUAAGGGAAUCGAAAAAGAGAGAGAAGACUCCUUGGACAUUGGUCACUGCAGAAGGAAAAGUUCUGAAUGUGAAUGUGCCUAAGCUUCAUUUCUCUCUGAAAGAUGAUGAAGAAAACAACCAGAUCAUCUUGGAUCUUGCUGUUUACAGACAUUUGGACACUUCUCUACUUGAUGUUGAUGUGCAGCCAACUUACAUACGAGUACUGGUGAAGGAGAAGCCUUUUCAGCUUGUGCUCCCUGAGGAAGUGAAGCCAGACAGCAGCUCUGCUAAAAGAUCACAAACAACUGGCCAUUUAGUUGUCACCAUGCCAAAGGCUAAAGAAAUAAUCCUGGCUAAGCAAAAAGUUUCUGCUUCAAUUAAACAUUCUGACUGCAAUACACAGCAAAAAAACACAAGAAGGAGUGGACAAGUUGAGAAGUUGGAAGUGGAUCCCAGUAAAUAUUCAUUCCCUGAUGUGACAAAGAUAAUCCAAGAAAAGGAACGAACUGGACAGGGACCUAUAAAGCUCCAACCACAGAAGGUUACAGAGGUUAAGAAGUGCUGUGUGGAUUUUGAAAAAAAUGAAGAUGUUCCUCCCUUAAUUUGAAACAUUCUGAAAUAUCCCCUCUACAAUUAAUGUGAAUGCUUGUGUUGAAUUCAUGGCCCUAUGUGUAAAUAAAAUAAAAUAGAGCUGAAGUUGGCAAUAUCAUUACAUUUCCUAUCAAUAACUUUUUUUAUGCUGAUGUUUUCUGCUGCAUUUUCUGUUAGUAUAUUGCUUUAUUAAUUCUUUUUUCUAGAUUGUUUACUUAGUAUCUCUGAAAUUAGAAUAGGGGCCUUAUAUCAGAGAUUGUCAUUUCUUAAAACAAUUUACUGUCUGGGUUGGGAGAUGACACAUUACUGUAGAAAAAGAGAAAAGGAAGGAAGGAAGGAAGUACUUGUAACAAGAAUUAGGAUUUUUCUCAUUAAACUAAGGAUAGGAAAAAUCUGUGUACUCCUUCAGUGUUUUCAUUUUCAUGACAGAUAACAGUAGAAGAAAAGGGUAUGGUUGGAGUAAGAGAUUGCUAUAAACUACCAUUCAUCACUGAAUCUCCAACAUAAUGCACAACUCCUGGAUUCUGGAGCUUUCCUAACAAUCCCACUCCUUGAAGAUUUUGGGAGAGAAUAAAGAGAAACUUCAAGAAAAAAACAACUAAGUUGAGUGACCUACAUUACCUUGUUUAUGCAUUUGUAAUUGUUUAUAAUGGAAGGCUUCAUUUGGAAGAGAAAAUGCUUUAGAUUCAAAUCAGCUUUUGCUUUUAGUCAAGAGCAAGCAAGGUCAGGAAGAAUGAAACAAUAUUUUCUGGUUAAAACUUGUUUUCCUCCUUAAGAUAGAAGAGUAAUAGGUUGCAGUUAUAACUGAACACUGUUUAAGUUCAGAUAGCGCCCACAGUAUCCUCAGCACAUAGUCACGUUGAUAACACAGCCUUUGAAAGUGCUGUGUCCCUAAAUGUGAAAAACAUAGUGCAAAAACCUCAGCAGUUUGAAUGAAAAUAUUCCCAUUGAAUUCUGGGAAGUUUUAGCCACUCUAAAGUGUUUUCUAGUUCUUCACAGAUGUUUAAUGUAAGAUAAAGAUAAAUAGUCUGUCUUAAAGUGGUCUGAAGAGAAGCAGAA
Motacilla alba alba is the source of this 2791-nucleotide messenger RNA. It is a transcript of the gene DNAAF11, whose product is annotated as leucine rich repeat containing 6. Bases 21 to 1748 code for a protein of 575 amino acids. Gene Ontology annotation, cellular component: cytoplasm. The record is from RefSeq and is a predicted model, not a curated record. Gene Ontology annotation, biological process: outer dynein arm assembly. Lineage: Eukaryota; Metazoa; Chordata; Aves; Passeriformes; Motacillidae. Gene Ontology annotation, molecular function: protein binding. The transcript has 12 exons.